AUGCCGACAGAGGUUGCGGAAGUCGCGAGUUCCCACUCGAACAAGGAGCUGGUGGGUCAACUCAUCAGCCACGGUGGCUGCUCGGCAAGCUCAGCGUCAGGGGGUUCGUCCGGUGGGGGUGCUAUGAGCCGUCUUGUGACGUUUGUCGACAAUGACGGCGCAACCUCAACGACGUACAGUAUAUCAGAGAACGGUGGGCUUGAUUCCCCGCCUCAAGCGACCCGCAUCUCCUUCGACAUGCUUGGGGUGGUUGGGUUGUCGGAGGACAUGCUGGCGGAGCUGUACGAGGCCUUUGAUGUGCACCAGCGCGGCGGUGUGGAACGCUCCCUGAUGCGUGAGUUGAUGAAAACCGGCUUCUCCAACUACGGCGCGCCGCGUGGCGACAAGGAAAUUGACCGUCUCUUUGAGCACAUCACGCCGUACAAUGUCCGCCGCCGGUUGAAGGAAGGCAAGGAUGAGGAUGAUCUGAUGCCAUUCAACGAGUUCUGUGCGGUUUUUCUCUCUUGGUUGCGGCUUUAA
This is a messenger RNA of Trypanosoma rangeli, 519 nucleotides long. RefSeq lists its product as uncharacterized. Lineage: Eukaryota; Euglenozoa; Kinetoplastea; Trypanosomatida; Trypanosomatidae. The record is from RefSeq and is a predicted model, not a curated record. The transcript has a single exon. Bases 1 to 519 code for a protein of 172 amino acids.